Messenger RNA from Closterium sp. NIES-67, 3232 nucleotides. The record is from the annotation of a GenBank genome assembly. Lineage: Eukaryota; Viridiplantae; Streptophyta; Zygnematophyceae; Desmidiales; Closteriaceae.
CCUCUAUCUGCCCCAUCACCAUCAAGGGCAUUUUGUGGACGUCUUUUCCACCAUGUAAGCUAUCACCGCAUCCCGCUUACAAGCUCACUAUCUCCCCCGCAUAAUCAAUUGCGCCGCCUCAGAAUCGAAUCUCGCUGCCACGUCGCCGGACUAAGUGGCGAGCUUAAGUUUUUACGCGUCGGCGGAAUGGCGAGUCGCGCGGCGGGCGGCGGCAAGCCCGGGCGGGAGAGCAAGGGCGAGAAGGGAAACAAGGAGCUCGCCGUAACAGCCGCCGCGUUAGACGCGGCGAUGGAGACGCCGCUUUUGGCGGAGGAGGAGGAGGACGAGCUGGAGAUGGCCAAGGCGUGGAAGGCGGUGGAGGCGGUGCGCGUGAGUGUGGAUCUGCCGGCGGCUGCGAAGCAGCUGAUGACGCUGCUGCGGCGCGUCGACCAGCACGGGCGGCUGUACGCGGGGCAGGCGGUUAAAGACGCCAUUAGGAGGUACGAGCAGUGCUGGCUGCGCAUGGCGUACGGGCAACCAGACGACGUGAUGCGCACGCUGCAGCCGCCGCUGGACGUGCAGUGGGUGUGGCUAGUGCACCGCCUCAACCCGGAGGCCUACGCGGAGGAUUGUGACACCAUCCUCGGUCGAUUACUCGAUGGUUCCAUAUUCGACCCCGACGAUGACGACGUGGGCAGUGAGAGCGCACGGGGGGAGGCCGCAGCGGUGGCGGCGUGCCGGGCGCUGUGGGAGGAGCUGUUCCCGCUGGAGCCCUACGAUGCCCCCGGCCCCACUGCUGCUGCUGCUGCUGCUGCUGCUGCGGAUACUGGCAAUGCUGAUGCUGACGGUGGUGGUUCGGGUGAGGGUGUUGGGGAGGAGAGGGGUGAGGGGAGUGAAGCAAGAGAAGGAGAGGGUGCAACUACAGGGGAUGCUGAUGCUGUUGAUGGGACGAGGCAGGGGAAUGGAGCAACAGGAGCACCCGCACAAUCAUCACCAACAGCAGCAGCAGCAGCAGCAGCAGCAGCAGCAGCACCGGCGCCACAGUCAUCACCAACAGCAACAAAUGCAGCAGCAGCAGCAGUGGUGCCGCCCGCCCUCCCCCCAUCCCUCCCCUCGGAGCUAAGUUAUGACCUGGAGGCUGCUGUGGCGCGCCAGAGCAGCUUCUUCUUCCAAGUGGACCGCCCGUGGAUGCUGGCGAGGCAGUACCUGCAGGGGUCGCUGCAGCGCUACCGCAUGUUCCUCAACCUCGUCAUGCUCAACCGCGGGGCGUUCCUCACGCCCACCUACGACAUCGACCUGCUGUGGCACGCGCACAUGAUGUGCACAGCAGCUUACACUAAGGACACAGACUGGCUGCUGAACCGUCUGCUGGGCCACGACGACUCAGACGCCAUGCCAGUGGCAGCAGCAGCGGCCGCCGCCGCAUCCUCCACCAACACCAUCGACAGCAACACGCGCAAGCGCCUCGAGUGGGCCUACCGAGCCACGGCGCAGCUCUGGGACCGAACCUACGGCUCCCCGUUCGACCGAGCCGGAGCCAUGUUCCGAGGCCCGGCGCCCGUGCCUCUGAACCCCCCGCCGGUGGUGGCGCCGCGGCGAGUUUUGCCGCUGGAAGGGGGGGAAGGGGAGUUUACCAUAGCCGAGCUGAAUGCUGGGAGGGGGUUGGAGCCGAGAAUGACAGUGGAGGUUGAUUUUAUGGUCUGGAGCCUGCUGAAUUUCCAUGCUACGAAUCCUGAGAAUUUGUUCUUGUUGAUCCGGACGAAGCGCGCCGCCCAUGAUUUCUCGCUGCGCACGCGCUCGCUGCCCGCCCGCCCAGGCUGCCGCCCGCCAGCGUGGCGGCAGCGGUGGGCAUUGGAGGCUGAGCUGGCAACAGCUGGACUCCAUUUUGAGCUGAGAGCCGAGUCAGGGACUUUCUGGGGGGGGCUGUGGGGGCCGCGGCUGGUUGGGAGUGGAGGGAUUACCUGGGGGGAGGUGUUAUCUCGCCCAGCUCUACUGGUGGAUAGACAGGUGGUACUGGCGCCAGUAGAUCUGCUCACUGCCUGGGGGAGGGGGGGGGCGUUGGUGGUGAGUGGGGGAGGGGGGCGGGCGAGUGAGUUGCCGCGGGUGCAUGUGGCGGUGUCUCUGACACCCCCCACACCAGCGCCCUACCUCCUCAGAACAGUUUUUAUGCGGGGCACGGACGACAAUGGCUCCAUGAUCUGCGAAGAGAUCGCCAUACAGCGAGACUUCAAGCCACAGUACGGGCGGUGGGGCUCGCGCACGGUGUACAACCACGAGGACAAGGAGGUCUUUGUCAUCCGCAAGAGGGUGGCCAAGGGCACGUGGCAUGCUCGCUACCGACCAGUCCCCGUGGAGCCAAAGGAGAAAGUCAUUCUGUUGCACCAGGGUGGGUGGCGCUAUAUUGAGACCGAUCCUGUUCCAUUACCCGAGCCUGAGCCCCCGCACCUGCGGGUGGGGGUGGUGCGGGGGCCCGUGGUGGCGCAGGCUGUGCCGCAGCCGUCGGAUGACUAUGAUAGCAUCCAACGGUUCUGCUUGCUCGACUGCCUUCCCAACGGUCGCACCGCCACUGUGACGAUCGAGCGGCGGCGCGACUCGACUAUCUUCGUGCAGGGGAUCCAGCUGACGCUGGAGGAGGAGGGAAACAGCCGGGUGCUCCUACUGCCCGGCCGCCAGCACAAGUACAAGGUGCCAGGAGCCCCCUCCGUCGAGGACCUCGGAUUCGCCACUCUCAUCCGCUUCCCCCCGGAUGCCCCUCACGGGCGCGCCACAGCGCUGCUCAACUGGAAGGGCGCAGCAAUGGAGGUGGCGCCAGACGAGUCUGUCCCCCUCGUGCUGCUGCUCUGCACGUGCCUCUCCGAAGCUAUUAAUGACAUGGCAGGGAUUAAUCGUGUUAGGCGCUUCCGCCGCUUGCCAUUGGCCGACCCCGACCCAGCCAAUCACUGGGGCGCACUGAGCAUCUCGAGGGAUAUGGCCAGCGGGGCGGCGGCGGCGGCUAAGAGUGGAGAGGAGGAGUUUUCGUUUUCGAGUGUGGAGAUGAGUCGGCAGAAGUGGUGGAAUCGGCGGCCGCUGCGGUUUGCCAUAGGGGCUGGCAGCUGUGGGGCUGGGGCAUGUGGCCCUAGCUGCACGGGCCCUGUUGAUAUCUUCAGUGGAUGAUAAUAGUAGGGACAAGGUAAGGAUGUCAGAUUUCAUGUGAAUGUAAAAUGUAGAACUAAAAUGAUAAAUGAACGUUUUUUAUAUGAUCUACACUAGAUAU